Molecule: messenger RNA, 457 nt
Organism: Epinephelus fuscoguttatus (brown-marbled grouper)
Lineage: Eukaryota; Metazoa; Chordata; Actinopteri; Perciformes; Serranidae
Product: 40S ribosomal protein S26
Exons: 4
Coding region: 54-401 (115 amino acids)
Biological process (GO): translation
Cellular component (GO): ribosome; cytosolic small ribosomal subunit
Molecular function (GO): structural constituent of ribosome; mRNA binding
Source: RefSeq, a predicted model, not a curated record
CUACUUCUCACGGUCCAACCUCUUCCGGUCCUCUUUCCAGCUUCCCGUGCAACAUGACCAAGAAGAGAAGGAAUAACGGUCGUGCCAAGAAGGGCCGUGGCCACGUGCAGCCCAUCCGCUGCACCAACUGUGCCCGUUGUGUCCCUAAGGACAAGGCCAUCAAGAAGUUUGUCAUCAGGAACAUAGUGGAGGCUGCGGCCGUGAGGGACAUCACAGAGGCCAGUGUCUUUGACUCUUAUGUUCUACCCAAGCUCUAUGUGAAGCUGCACUACUGUGUGAGCUGCGCCAUCCACAGUAAAGUGGUGAGGAACCGCUCCUGUGAGGCCAGGAAAGACCGCACCCCACCACCCAGGUUCAGGCCCGCUGCCGGUGCACCAAGAGCCCCUCCAAAGCCCAUGUAAAGCAGAUUUGAUGAUGCUGUACACCUGAAGAAUAAAAUCAAAAGUCUUUACAAAAA